Rhipicephalus microplus (southern cattle tick) is the source of this 888-nucleotide messenger RNA. RefSeq names its product large ribosomal subunit protein uL1. Lineage: Eukaryota; Metazoa; Arthropoda; Arachnida; Ixodida; Ixodidae. The record is from RefSeq and is a predicted model, not a curated record. Gene Ontology annotation, biological process: translation. Gene Ontology annotation, molecular function: structural constituent of ribosome; RNA binding. Gene Ontology annotation, cellular component: large ribosomal subunit.
AUGAGCGCCGACCAGCUGGCCGAGAACGUGAAGGCGACCGAGACUCAGCUCCUGGAGCGCCUCAAGAAGGGCUGGGACCACGUGCACUCACUCGUCCUCAAGUCCACCAUGGGACCCGCGUUCAAGUUUGCCGACGUGGUCCAGGAGGAUGCGGCUGAACCAACAAGGCCGACUCAAUCUACAGCAGAAGCCGAGCCGCAACAGGAACAGGAACCUAGGUCACCCACGCCGAUUUUGCUGAAGAGGUUGAGCGAGGAGAAGGUGUACAAAUGCGUCAACACUGUGCUGAGGGCCGCAUCUACAAAGCGCCGCAGAUUCGUGGAGACGGUCGACCUGCUGGUCUGCCUCAAGGACUACAACAUCCAAAAGUACAAGCGCGUCAGUGGCGUCCUUAAGUUACCGCACUACCUGAAGCCGGGCUUCCGUGGCUGUCUGAUCGGCUUCAAGGCAGAGCGCAAGGAAGCCAGGGCUGCCAACCUCGACUUCAUCGGUGUUCACGAAGUCAAGCUGAUGCAUUCGCGGCCCAUGGCGAUGAAAAGGCUUGCGGCGAGAUACGAUGGCUUCCUGGCUCGCGAGCAACACAUCCAAGUGCUCAACAAGGUCUUGCGGCAGAGUUUCUCCAAGAAAAGGAAGUACAUCACGCCGGUACUGCUGGGACAGCCACUGCAUGAUGCCGUUGAAGAGAUAAGACGCAGCACCAUGCUGUGGAUGAAGUCGGAUCCGGCGUUCGGCAUCUCUGUAGGACACGUGAAGAUGGACGUCUACGAGCUGGCCGACAACGUCAUGGCUGUCGUGACUCAGGUCCUGGAGAAGCUUAGGCACGGAUGGGACAACGUGCGCUCGCUGAACAUCAAGUCCUCCAUGGGACCCGUCUACCAGCUGUACUGA